CUGAUCGAAAUCUCGACCACCGGUUCCUCAGAGGUCUCAAGUUCAAAUCUUUUGCUCUCCGGGUCCUUCCUCUACCUCGGACCAAUCGAGAAUCGACCUUAUCUUCAAAUUCACGGCGAAAGAAUAGAAAAUAAUUCAUUUUUACAGUUCUUUAAAUCGUUUACACGACAAAGCAUCAGUCUUUACUAAAAUCAGGCGAAGCCAAGCCAGCCAGAGAUGCUUAGCUUGCAGUGUCGUCCUCCUUUCUUCAUCUCCGUCCCAAAUCGGAGCACCAACUCUCGCUCAACGGCUCCAAUUCGUGCGACCAGUGGCUUCACUGCUUCUCCGUCGUCCCCAAUCUCUCGCCGUCUUAUCCUUCUCCGACACGCUCACAGUUCCUGGGAUGAUCUUUCCCUCAGAGACCAUGAUCGUCCUCUAAGUAAAACAGGACAAGCCGAUGCUGCCAAAGUAGCUCAAAUCCUCUCCUCACUUGGUUGGCUUCCCCAACUCAUUCUCUCAAGUGACGCCACUCGAACUAGAGAGACACUGAAGUCAAUGCAAGCGCAAGUAGAUGAGUUUAUGGAGGCAAAUGUACAUUUCAUUCCUAGCUUUUACUCCAUUGCUGCUAUGGAUGGCCAAACCGCCGAGCAUCUUCAAAACAUUAUCUCUAAAUAUUCAACCCCUGACAUCUCCACUAUCAUGUGUAUGGGGCAUAAUAAAGGUUGGGAAGAAGCAGCUUCCAUGCUCUCUGGAGCUUCUGUUAAGUUGAAAACAUGCAAUGCUGCUUUGCUUCAGGCUUUUGGCAACUCCUGGGAAGAAGCUUUUGCGCUCUCUGGCCCUGGCGGAUGGAAACUUGAGGGUCUAGUGGCUCCAGACAGUAGCAUCUGUGUGUAAGAAACUGGAACUAUCCCUAGCUUCAAGUUUACCUUCAAGUUUAUAUAAAAUGUUGUAAAGUUUCAUCCAUAUGUGCAUUUCUCAUGUGCUAGUGUAGUUAAGCUUAGUUUUUAGCUGAUGAUGAUGAACACAGCAAGAGCAGAUUGCAUCUCUUGAUUGGGAUGUUUGCCUUAUGUAAGAUCCGAGCAUCAAGGAUAUGUUCAAAUGCAGUUACAUUAUUUAUAUAAAUGGGAGUUUGCAUGUUUACCUAA
Molecule: messenger RNA, 1124 nt
Organism: Arabidopsis lyrata subsp. lyrata
Lineage: Eukaryota; Viridiplantae; Streptophyta; Magnoliopsida; Brassicales; Brassicaceae
Exons: 5
Coding region: 217-873 (218 amino acids)
Source: RefSeq, a predicted model, not a curated record